GGUUUCGCCAUGACUUGUUACGUUGAAUAAUCUCUUCCCCCCUUUUGUGAUAAUGGGGUCAUGCUCCCAAAUGGAACGAACCUACGCUCGUAUUCACAAUAUAGUAGCUGUUGUUGCCCAUGAUUGGGAUGCAAACCCCUCGUGAUUAUGAAUUAUUAGCCAGGACAAGUAUCGAGCGUCUUUCUAUUUGAAAAUUUUCUCCCAACUAUAAGAUAACCUACGCUAGGCUUGCAAUCCUCUCUCUCACUUUAACCUACCCCACAAGCACCAUCACAAGCAGAGCCGACUAUUUCGAUAGCCCACCAAAGGAAAAUAGCACGACUCUAAAAAAUAUUACUGGAGCGGAAAUAAGAUGGGGGUCACUAUCCGCCAUUACGUCGCCUUCUGCCUCGGCUUAUGGGCAGCCUCCUUUGUAGGAGCGGAUGAUAACUCCCACGACAACUUAUUCUUCAUCUCCAGCCUAUGUCCCUGGUUCUACUUCCGUCAGAACCGCAUGGCCUCUGAGCUCGUUUCGAUUUGCUCUACUAGCGACAGCGGCGAUGGGGUGUACCGCACAAGCGUCCUAGAUCUUAAUCAGUGCGUUGUAAACGAUGAUGGAACUCUCAAGGUUAUAGCGGACGAUUCGCAGACCUCACCAGGAAAAUUCGAAGAGAGCUGCCAUUAUUGUGGUCUCAUAUUGACCAAUGACGACAGUGAUGUAUACAUCACAAAAUUAACCUGUUACUGCAAUCGUCAUGACGCCCAAGAGAUGCCUACGUGGUCAUCGGUAGAUCUCACCCAUGGAAUCGGUGUUAACAACGGUACCUUAAACUGUUACCAUGGCCAGUCUAAACUCAUUGUCAACCCGUCCGACACAGACCCUCAGGUUAUUCCAAUGCAAACUCCGAUCACCCAGACAGCUACUACGACUAUGAAUAACACCAUGGCAAACACUGCUACCGUAACCGCCACGUUCACUUCCAAUGCUACUAUCAUCAGCAGCCAAAUGAGCACCGUCGUCAGCACCGUCAGUGUCACCGACUCCUGCUCCCCAGUCUCACCUAGCGAGGUAACUACCACGGUCACGAAGAAGAUAACCAAGACCAAGAAGAUCACCGAGACUGAGACCGACACCCCAACGCCAACACCUACUCCGACCACUGCAAGCCCGGUAACUGUAACCGCUACUCAGACAAUCAACAAAACACCGGCUCGCAUGGACAGCGCAGGUCUUACAACACUUAGUGACGGCAGUGUUGUAGCCUCGUUCACCCACAUUGCAUAGUCUCCUCAUUCAUGGCCAAUUGUUGCCAGUAAUAUGUACAUCGGCGUUGCGUGGCUUAGGGAGUAUAGGGAGUAGAUAAGGGGCGAUCCACUUGAACUCAGGG
Molecule: messenger RNA, 1367 nt
Organism: Hypoxylon trugodes
Lineage: Eukaryota; Fungi; Ascomycota; Sordariomycetes; Xylariales; Hypoxylaceae
Exons: 3
Coding region: 353-1264 (303 amino acids)
Source: RefSeq, a predicted model, not a curated record